AUGCCAUUUACUUUAUUGAAUUUUGCUGCACUGCCUGAACCUCAACCUGUGCUUGAGUCUGAUCCUGUACCAGAUUCGAUAAAUGCGCCGUUGCCACGCCGUCGUUCGGGCUCAAGUAUAGUUGUGAUCGAUGGUGACGAUUUAAAACCAUGUUUACCGGACGACUACAUCAGUAGUCAACAUUAUCGACAACAUUCUGGUGAUAUUAAAGAGAUUGAUCAAGAAAUGUUGACAAUGCUUUCUGUCAAUCAAGAUAAUGGUCCACAUCGUGAGAUGGCUGUCGAUUGUCCAGAUACUUUUAUCGCACGUAAUAAGACACCACCACGUUAUCCACCACCCCGUCCACCGCAGCACCAGCAACAGUUACCAUUUAAAUCAGCAAGCACACAUAAUACACAACAACAAAUACAAUCGCAACAACAACAAAUACAAUCGCAACAACAACAACAACAGUUGGGCAAACAGCAAACACAAAGUGUAAACCAAAACUCCAUAGCGACAAUAACAACAACAGCAACAACAACUGCUACAAAAACAACAACCACAUUAAACUCAUUAGAGAAACUAAAAUACAUAACGAGUAAUAAUCCGAAUGGCGGAAGCAUAGCACAUCCUUUGCAUAGCGAUGAACUAGAAAUUAUGGCCGAUGGCCUGUAUCGCAAGGGUUCAUCGUCGCAUUCCUCAUCGUAUGAUGAAGCGUUAAGCAAAAAAUCUUCGGAAUCAUUUGAUUCCAUAUCAUAUAACAAUUUGCAAAAUAAUAACAAUAAUAGCAAUAAUAGCAACAAUAAUAUGUCGACUUCGACCACAACAACAACGUCGUCUGCCUCGCCCAUAAAGCAGACAAACGGUGGCAUUGGCGCUAUGCAACGUGCCUGUGGCGAUGGUUCACUCAAUAGUACACGCAGUUCUAGCUCAUCAACUGCAAUUGCAGAUGAUGUUGUGGGCAUAGCACCACCAGAAUACACCGAAUUACGUGAAUUUUCCAAUUCUAAUAAAAAUAUUAGCUGCAAUUUUCCAACACACGUUGUUAAGCACCGUGAAUUGCCCGUGGAUGUGCCGGAUAGCUUCAUUGAAAUAAUCAAAACAACUCCACGUUAUCCGCCACCACCACAUUUAUCGUCUCUGUCAUCGCAAUUAUCGAAUUCCUCUGCCUCAACGGCAAAUACCGCAUUGAGCAAUAUCAAUAGUUCGCUUGCUUCCACCAAUAGAGUUAGUCAUGUGACGCCUUCAGCUAGCGAUAAUUUUAAUGGUAUAACUAGUUUGGGUGCAGGUACUAACUCUGCAAUGGGUUUGUUAACAACUACCUUCUCUAAUUUGGAACAGUUUGCUCCAACAUUACAACAACAACAACAACUCCAACAAACAACACCAAAACUAAAACAGUUGGGAAAACAGAAGAGUUCAUUGUCGACCUCAUCUUGUGGUUCUUUGGAGGAUGUGCAAAAAUGUGGUUUGCAAUUUGCGAACACUGCAGUUAGGCAGCAAGCACAACCUCAAGUUCCAACAGCUACUAUGGAUGGAGACAACGUUUCUAAAAUGUCCUCUCAAAUUUUGACGACCAAACAUAAUAAUGAUGAGGUUGGUUUUCUUUUCGUUAAUUUACUUUAA
Messenger RNA from Teleopsis dalmanni, 1608 nucleotides. Its product is annotated as myosin-G heavy chain-like. The coding region runs from base 1 to 1608 and encodes 535 amino acids. The record is from RefSeq and is a predicted model, not a curated record. The transcript is spliced from 4 exons. NCBI's taxonomy places the organism in Eukaryota, Metazoa, Arthropoda, Insecta, Diptera, Diopsidae.